AUGGUGGGGCGAAACUUUGGCCGUCCAGCACGCGGACACUUCGACUUGGGUCGCAACAACCAUGUUAUUGCACUGAUGCUGAUGCUUUUGCGUCAAGUGCAGCAGCUGGAGCGAAAACCGCCCGUCACACUUGGGCUGAUGGCUCUGAUGUGCGGCCUUUACUAUCAACAGAACAUCACACCCGAGCUCUUUCAUCCCUACGCGCUCUGUCCCGAUCGAGUUCUCGAUCGAUUUGAGCUCAUGCGGAUCGUUGCCUCGGGUCUCAUCCACGCGGAUGAGUGGCACCUGUACCACAACAUGAUAUCGUUUCUUUGGAAAGGAUACAAUCUUGAGUACAAGCUGGGGAGUGUGCAGUUCCUGCUUAUCGUUGGAUUCUUGCUUGCUCUGAGUCACACUCUUGUGAUCGCAGUUGCACUUAUUCUAGCUACGUGCUUCCAGAUGCCGGGCCCUUUGCACCAGUGCAGUGUUGGCUUUUCGAGUGUUCUUUUUGCGUUGAAGGUCAUCUUGAACCACGAUUCUCCAGCAUUCUCGACCAUUUACGGGUUUUGUGUGCCCACGAAAUACGCGGCGUGGCUGGAACUGGUGGCAAUUUACCUUCUCGUACCGCAAAGUUCGUUCAUGGGCCACAUGUGUGGCAUUCUAGCUGGAUAUAUCUGCGUACGCUUCCUAUCGAUGCGAUCGACUAUGAUUGUCGGAGUCCGCUGGAUCAGCCGAUGUCUACAGGAGCUAAAGAAGCUGGUUACCAACCGACGAAACACAGGCACACGAAGAAGUACACCGCAACAUGCUCCACGCAGACCGUCUGCCCCCUCGUAUGAGACAGACGAAGAACUGGCACGGCGUCUUCAAGAAGAAGAAUACCGGUCACAUGACGGUCCACGACCGCAACCAGAACAACGUGAGCCCUACCACAUCACUCCGAGCGAGCUUCGACGACGGCGUUUGGCUCGGUUCACGAACGGUCGAAGGUGA
Peronospora matthiolae is the source of this 972-nucleotide messenger RNA. NCBI's taxonomy places the organism in Eukaryota, Oomycota, Peronosporomycetes, Peronosporales, Peronosporaceae. The record is from the annotation of a GenBank genome assembly.